AUGGCUGAACCAGGAGAUGUUGAGGAUGAUCUUUUCGCCGAUCUGUACGAUGCGGAUGAGAGCACAAACCGACAAACUUCUGCCGUUGAACCCCCGAAAGUUCUGGAUUCCAAUGUAUCGUACACACCUGCUCAGCCCACGAAUAUCCCGACUGCGCAGCCUGCAGAGAGCUUCAGGACCGACACGGAUCACGCUCAUGCUGCGGAUCCUUAUUCAUUCUCUUAUGAAGGACACGAGCGAAAUGGCGCGGGUUCUUAUGACGCACAUACCUCUCACAAUGAUAUCUCCGCUCCUGCUGCUGAAUCUGAGCCGCAGGGCACCGGAAUCAAAGAAGACGGGUAA
Aspergillus clavatus NRRL 1 is the source of this 342-nucleotide messenger RNA. RefSeq lists its product as uncharacterized. NCBI's taxonomy places the organism in Eukaryota, Fungi, Ascomycota, Eurotiomycetes, Eurotiales, Aspergillaceae. The transcript has 2 exons. Bases 1 to 342 code for a protein of 113 amino acids. The record is from RefSeq and is a predicted model, not a curated record.